AGACACUCUGCGUGAAUGCCGUUCCUCAGACUUGGGCAGGACUGGACUGGCCUGUGGGUUCGGCCUCGGAAACGAGGCGGCGCUUUAAUUCAUACGACACAUGAAACUAAACUCACGGCUUUGGAGGUUCCACAGUCGGACAGCAGGUUCGUUGUUCAGCGGUCUGUCGUGUGUCUGUGUCGUGUUUGGUAGGAGUUGUACUGAGCGGCGUGGACUGACCGCCAACUUCACAACUUAAGGAGGUUUCGGAGCUUCUAGAAGACGCUGCGCUGCGUGCUGAGUGUUUGUGAGCUGCUCUUGUGGGAACAGACCAUGUGCAGCCAGGAGUCACUUUAAGACUUUCCUCGACCUUCCUCUCCAUUCUUAAGCUUCUGAGCUCUCUCUGUCUCUCUUGGUCUCACUCUCUCUUUUUCUCAGAACAAACAAUCAUGCGUCGGUUCAGUUCGGAGGGAUCCCUAUUGGACCUGGACUUCCUGCCCUGGAAGAAAGUGGCUUUGAAGGAUGAGAACGACAAUAAAGAGGAGAAAACGGGCACGUACAGGCAGGCCUCGCUGCCGGAGGACGACGUAGAGAGGGGAGCCGUGUCCCUGCCUUCAACACCUGCUCCCCGUGAGAUGAAGAAAGAGCUCACUAAAGAGCACAGCAUUAGUGUGGAGAACCUAUCUGACCUGGAUAGGUCCUCAGGGUUCCUCAGGGUAACCGGCCUCAACGAAAGCUUCAAAGCCUACAGUGACAGCCAGCUGGCCCCGGAUACCAUCGGCAGCAUUGAAAGUGUGGAGAAGGAGGACAACCCGCCUCCGUGUCCGUCACCUUCAUCCAGCCCCUUCAACCAGGAGCACCACCACCAUCGAAUGCACGUCAGGGCCAAGUUAUCGGCUGCUAAACUGCAUCUGAAGAGUCUGUUUGGACAGAGUCCGCACUCCUCCCACUCAAAUCUAACAGCCACGGAGCCCAGAGAGCGAGAAAGCAGUACCAAAGAGAGACGUUCUCGUUUCCUGAAGCAGUGGAGUCAGGUGGGCCAUGGAAAGACCCGGCUCAGCAGAGAAGAAGUGGAGAAGUGGGGCGAGUCACUUAAUGACCUGCUAGAAAGCAGAGUGGGUGUGUCUGUGUUUGGAGCAUUCCUCCGCUCUGAGUACAGUGAGGAAAACCUACAGUUCUACUUGGCCUGUGAGCAGUACAGACAGUCCUCCAACACCUUCAGCCUGCAGAGACGUGCCAAAGAGAUCAUCGCCACCUACAUCCAGCCUGGAGCUCCCAGAGAGAUAAAUCUUGACAGUAAGACUCGGGACCUGACGCUGCAGCUUCUAAAGGCCCCAUCCCACAACUCGCUAAUCCACGCCCAGAGGCGCAUACGCUCUUUACUGGACACGGACUGUUACCCUCGCUUUCUCCAGUCCAACGUCUACCUCGUGCUCUUGGCAGACGCUCACUAGGACCACACUGGACAUGGAGACAACAGAAGGACAUUUAAUUGACUGAAAAAAGAGUUAUGGAUGGACAGAUGAAUGCCUGAACGAAUAAGUGCAGGCUCUUUUGGUCGUAAGGCUGAUUCCAAACACUGGUUUGAAAAUCCUAAAUAAUGAAUUGAUGGAAUGAGCACAACUACUGUUAUUUUAUUUUUUUUGUUUCUCCUGAAGUUAAAGAUUGUUAAUAUAUUAUGGGAAACAGAACCAAGUAGCAGUCUAAGCAAAUGCAAGAAUGCUGACGUGGUCUUCUAGUGUAGUACAUCAUUAUCCAGAAAGGCAGCUGGCUGAAGUCAUGGACAUUACCAAGGCCUGUAAUCAUUAAGAUGAAACAUAACCGGAGCUGGUGCCCAUUACGUGUCAGUGAGCAAAAGCAGAAUGGCAUGCGGGCAGAAAGGAAAAACCUGUUAGGCAAGCUUGGACCGACCCUCUUGUCAAUCGUUCAGAGGACUUGUAGAGCAAUAAUCAUGUCACUGUGGAGAAACAAAGCUUCUCUUUAGGUCAGAUGAUAUAAGACACUUGUGUAAGGAAGUAGUCACUUUCUAAAGCUUCAUUACAGGAACCUCCUCAACGGUUGCCGUGGAAUUCCUUUGUUUGGCAAACAAGAUUGCUGUAAUGUGAGCAAAGGAGCCGGGCCUGGGAAUAGAAUUGGUCUGUUGUUACUUGUUUUUCACAUGGCUGUAUCGUUGACAUUUAGAAAUAAAUAAUGUUUUAUAUGGUUUCUGAUCCCCAA
Molecule: messenger RNA, 2196 nt
Organism: Pygocentrus nattereri (red-bellied piranha)
Lineage: Eukaryota; Metazoa; Chordata; Actinopteri; Characiformes; Serrasalmidae
Product: regulator of G-protein signaling 1
Exons: 6
Coding region: 429-1433 (334 amino acids)
Source: RefSeq, a predicted model, not a curated record